Oryza brachyantha (malo sina) is the source of this 1568-nucleotide messenger RNA. Its product is annotated as translation initiation factor IF-2. NCBI's taxonomy places the organism in Eukaryota, Viridiplantae, Streptophyta, Magnoliopsida, Poales, Poaceae. The transcript has 9 exons. The coding region runs from base 277 to 1236 and encodes 319 amino acids. Gene Ontology annotation, cellular component: nucleus; elongin complex. The record is from RefSeq and is a predicted model, not a curated record. Gene Ontology annotation, biological process: transcription elongation by RNA polymerase II.
CGUCUUCUCCGAGCAAAAAGAAUUGGGAAAAAUCCGUUCUCAACUCAAGGGGGAAUUUUGAUCGCCUAGGUGUCCUUCUUCCCCCACCGAUUUGGUCUUGGUCGACGCGUCCGGUCGAUCUGACAACGGGGAAGGGAGGCGGCGCAUCGGAAAGCAGGUGGAUUUGGGGAGAAACCUGCCAAAUUCAGCUUAUCCUCGCCCUUGGAGCCGGAGGCAAGGCCGGGCCUCCUCCCCACCGGCGCCUCCGUUUCGGCUCGAAUCCAAUCGACGGGAAGGAUGGAUUACGGAAGGAAGCCUCCUAGCUUGCUGGAGCUAUGCAUCCGUACUACCAUGGAUAAUCUGAGGUAUGUCGAUAACGUCGACGGUGUGGAGAUGAAUCUGCUCGAGAGAAUCCUGCCCCACUGCAAGCUGGAGGACCUGACCCGCAUCGAGAGCAACACCAAGAUGGAUCUUAGCCCGAUUACUAAUAAGCUGUGGAAGCUAUUUUAUAGACGACAAUUUGGUGAGGACUGUGUGAACGGUGUCAUCAAGAGAAUGAAAACGAGUGGAGCGCGUUACACGUGGAAGGAACUCUUCGAAGCCAAAACAGAAAAGCAGAAGGAGUUUGAAGAUAAGAUGGGUCAGAGGCUCGCUGAGAAGUAUGAGUUAGCAAAAGCUGAGAGACAAAGUAAACAAAUUAAAAUUUGUACAAAGGUGCCACCAAGCAGCAAAAGAAGUUUUUGGGGAGGAAGUGGACCCAGCAACCUAUCCAGCUAUAAGAGCCCUAUGCUGAAAAAAGCAAGGAUGGAGGUUAACAGUCAUGCAAAAAUGCAAGCUGCUAUUCAAAGGAAUACUAUUGCAAGGACCUCUCAGCCUGUGCGGAUGACCUCAGCUCAUGCACAGCCGAUGAAGACGACAACUAUUCAUAGACCGAAUUCAACCAUUACCGUCACUAAACCAAUUGGUCUGAACAGGCCAUUGCAGAGCAACAAACCAACUGGUCUGAAUAGGCCAUUGCAGAGCAACAAACCAACUGGUCUGAACAGGCCACUGAUGAGCAGCAAACCAACUGGUCUGAAUAGGCCAUUGCAGAGCAACAAACCAACUGGUCUGAAUAGGCCAUUGCAGAGCAACAAACCAACUGGUCUGAACAGGCCACUGAUGAGCAGCAAACCAACUGGUCUGAACAGGCCAAUGCAGAGUAACAAACCAACUGGUCAGAAUAGGCCAUUGCAGAGCAACAGGCCUAAAUUCUAAAUGAUGAUUUACUGCAGCAUCGCAUGCUUGACUCGAGAGCUCAUCUUGCUUGUGCAGGACAGCAAACCAACCUGCACAAGUUGUGGUAGUUUUACCAUUUCAUGAACUCAAUCUGCUCUAGGGAAGUCUCGUCUGAAGUUGUACUCACUCACUGAGCGGUUGUAUCUGAAGAGCAUCCAUUUGGCAAACGGGAAGCACACCAAAGUGUACCAUAAAUGUCGAUUGUAUCUGUAACAUACAUUUUUGGUGUGUCAUAAAUGUUGAUUACUUUUGUAACAAACACUUCUAUAAUGUGAAAAAAGGGUUUUGUUCCUUGAUUAAUUGGAUCCAGU